AUGUUGGCAUGUAAUUGGAUUCCACCUCUCAAGCGUAGAUUGCUAUGGGGUGGCAGUGAAAAUGAAAAGAGCUCCUUGAGCGACAUUUCUUUACGCGCUAUGCUUCGGCAACGAGAAAAAAGCUUUCGUAUAGUUAAAUUACAAUAUUUCAUCGCUGUUUUUUACAAACUUUUGGGUGUUUAUGUUUACCGUAGCAAAAAAAAAGAUCUCAGUUUGCUCAAGAAAAAUAUACAAAUGUGUGUAGUGUGCGAGAGCGAAAUGAGAUUUUUUUCUUCCUGCUUUUGCGGGUCUGGAGGGCUUCAGCAUAUCUUUGCUGUUUCCUGCUGUGUUGAUAUGGCAGCUCAAAGUGUUGCUGCCGGUCAUUGUAAACCUUUGAAGGAGAAAAAAAAUAAAAAGAAGUUUUUUUUUCGACAAAAAGUGUCAGAUUUCGAUUGGUCUCCUACUCAAACUUAUAAACAACGAACUAUGUUCAUAGUUGGAUUAAAGUUUUUACCUUCAGCAAAAACUUUCUAUGCUGCCAAAGCUGGUAGCAUCUUAAAACUUAUUUAA
This is a messenger RNA of Clunio marinus, 549 nucleotides long. NCBI's taxonomy places the organism in Eukaryota, Metazoa, Arthropoda, Insecta, Diptera, Chironomidae. The record is from the annotation of a GenBank genome assembly.